ACAGGUUCGGCUAACGGCUAUGGAAAAGCGGUCCCAGACCGAUGCUGAGUCAGGUAGAGGUGGGUUCACAUCCUGUACGGCUUGGACACUCCAGAAAUUAUGGAGGAACUAGAACAUACCUGUCCACUGCCACGAACGCCGGUUCCUGCCUCCUCCUUGCCCAUCCAUUACCUGUGGUGUCAAAACCCGGGAGGGAGAAGGGAUGCGCUGUUGCAGAGUCCUCGCCACUGCCAUCUGCCAGUGGAGCAGCCACGGCCGUCUGCCUGGGGACGGAGAGAGCGGCCACAGAGAGCCGGAGGAACCGCUGCUGUCCACCGAGAAGGGGAGGGGCAGUUCCGUCUACCAGAGACUCUAACAGAACCAGCGAAAUUUACGACAUACACGAGUUGUGAAUGCCGGGCACCACAUGAGAAGCUAACUGCAGUGCAAGCUCGACUUGGAACACCUGGUUCAGUUGACAGGCCGGUGCGAAUCUAUGCAGAUGGCAUCUUCGAUCUUUUCCAUUCUGGUCAUGCUCGCGCCCUGAUGCAGGCUAAGAAUCUGUUCCCUAAUGCCUACCUUAUAGUUGGAGUUUUUAGUGAUGACCUCACUCAUAAUUACAAGGGCUUCACAGUAAUGACAGAAGACGAGCGGUACGAAGCUUUGAGGCACUGUCGCUACGUUGAUGAAGUUUUGCGUGAUGCACCGUGGACUCUGACUCAAGAAUUUUUAGAAAAACACAAGAUAGACUUUGUGGCACAUGACGAUAUCCCAUACUCCUCUGCUGGAUCUGAGGAUGUAUACAAGCAUAUCAAGGAGGCAGGUAUGUUUGUGCCCACUAAAAGGACAGAAGGGAUCUCAACGUCUGACCUGAUCACCCGCAUAGUGAGAGAUUAUGACGUAUAUGCCAGACGCAACUUGCAGAGGGGCUACACCGCUAAAGAACUGAAUGUCAGUUAUAUCAAUGAAAAGAAGUACCGUCUGCAGAAUCAGGUGGACAGGAUGAAAGAGAAAGUGCGGACUGUUGAAGAAAAGUCAAAGCACUUUGUGUACAGAGUGGAGGAGAAGAGCCACGAUCUUAUCCAGAAGUGGGAGGAUAAAUCAAGAGAGUUCAUUGGGAACUUCCUAGAGUUCUUUGGCCCAGAUGGGACAUGGAAGCAGAUGUUUCAGGAACGGAGUGGUCGAAUGAUCCAGGCUUUUUCACCGUGCUACUCACCCAGCAGUAGCCCUCCAAGGGACUUUUCUCCAUCCCGUUCCCCAUCGCCCCCCUCUCGCUGGGCCAUGCAUAGGACCUCUCCGCCCUCUACCCCAAAGAGGGCGUCUGCCUCCAUCAGCAGCAUGAGUGAAGGUGACGAAGAUGAAAAGUGAGGAAAUGGACCAUCAAAUUCUCACAUAAAAGACUGCACUUUACCCUCACACAUAUACUCACUUAAACACACUGGCAGUGUUGAUUGGUCCAAUAAACUACCCUCAUGGGAAAAUUGUAUAUACUGUAAUUGUACACAGCACAGGGUUCUUAAAGUCCUGCACAUCUGGUAUUGCAGCUAAUAUUUUUUAUAGCCAUUGCUGACCCUUUCUAUAAUGAGAACAUAUUUCUCCUAUGGUGUUCCAUGUGUAAUGAGAGCCAGCUGGUAUGUGAUAGCUGUGCAGUGUGUAAACCUCACUUCCCUUGCCUCAAGAGGCCCACU
Xyrauchen texanus (razorback sucker) is the source of this 1667-nucleotide messenger RNA. RefSeq names its product choline-phosphate cytidylyltransferase B-like. Lineage: Eukaryota; Metazoa; Chordata; Actinopteri; Cypriniformes; Catostomidae. The record is from RefSeq and is a predicted model, not a curated record. Gene Ontology annotation, biological process: CDP-choline pathway. The coding region runs from base 100 to 1347 and encodes 415 amino acids. The transcript has 9 exons. Gene Ontology annotation, molecular function: phosphatidylcholine binding; choline-phosphate cytidylyltransferase activity.